AUGAACAACAACAACAACAACAACACCAGCAUUGAUUCUUCUGCUGAGAUUCUUCGACUUCUGGCCUUUAUUAUUAAUUCUCGCAGAAAUGCAAACUUAACCAACGUUGAACUGCUCUUGAAUCAAAUAAGUAAACAGGAUUUGAUUUUGCAACAACAAAUUGAACGGUCCAGACAGCAACUUCUUGAUUGUGCAGCAAACAUCAUGAUUGAAAGUUUGCAGUUAGUUAGUUGCGAUUAUUUCUUUAUGAUCUACACUUGCAGAUCACACUCAUUCACCCUGGAACGCGGCCCUCAAGAAGUAAAUCAUGUCAGAUAUGGUGUUUUUAGACAAUGGUGGUAUGUACGCCAUCCAACUUUGACUGACGAUCUUGGGAGCAACAGCUUCCAGUUGCAAUACCAAAUGAGCCGUGCAAACUUCGAGUUACUUCUUAACAUCGUUAGCCAGCAUCAGGUGUACGAGGCGGUUUUAAAUAACAAUAGCUAUCCUAUUGAAAUUCAAGUUGCAACAGUUCUUUGGCGCUUUGCAAACACGCAUUUUGGUUACCAUCUCACUGAACAGUUUCUUGGUGUCAGUGCUGGAUCCUACACACGGUUUACCAUGCGGUUCAUUACUGCCAUGUCAGACUAUUCUGAUAAGUUCGUAAACUGGGGAGUCCAUGACAGUGAAACAGCAGCAAGAAGGGCAGCUGAAUUCGAGCAACCUGAAAGACGUGGUGUUCGUCUACCUGGUGUCAUCGGGGCAAUUGAUGGAAAGCUUAUUUCCAUUCAAAAGCCCUCUUUACACGGAAACUCCUGA
This is a messenger RNA of Phycomyces blakesleeanus NRRL 1555(-), 798 nucleotides long. RefSeq lists its product as hypothetical. The coding region runs from base 1 to 798 and encodes 265 amino acids. Lineage: Eukaryota; Fungi; Mucoromycota; Mucoromycetes; Mucorales; Phycomycetaceae. The record is from RefSeq and is a predicted model, not a curated record. The transcript has a single exon.